AUGAUGAUGAAGAGGCCGUAUUCUAUAAGAAACAUGUCAAUGUUGCUUAGUGAAUGGAAACCGGAUUUCAAUUUAAAGGAAGAUAUGCUGAGAACCCUACCAAUUUGGAUCAAACUUCUCCAAUGUAUUACACUUAUGGGGGCCAAGAGUUUGAGAAAAAUUGGAAGCACACUAGGAACAUCACUGCUCACAGAUGAAUGCACUGCCAAUAAGCUUCAAGUUUCAUAUGCUAGAAUCUUAGUAGAAGUGGAUGUCACACAGGAUCUUAAGAAAGAUAUCAUUAUAAAAGAUAAUGAAGGGAGAAAGCUGGUUCAAAUUGUUAAAUACGAGUGGAAGCUUGAUUUUGUGAGAGUGCCAAAAGGUUGGUCAUAA
This is a messenger RNA of Lathyrus sativus (Indian pea), 372 nucleotides long. Lineage: Eukaryota; Viridiplantae; Streptophyta; Magnoliopsida; Fabales; Fabaceae. The record is from the annotation of a GenBank genome assembly.